AUGGAGCGCUCCGGUCAAGUCGAGCUAACUCAGCCGGUGAACGCCACAAACGACAGCCUGAUCGCGGAGUCCUCCACCGGGGAUGUCAGCGCAGAGAGUCUCGUCUAUCAGAUCAGUCUGGCGGUGAUCCUCUCUGUCAUCACGCUCGCCACCACUUUGUCCAACGCGUUCGUCAUCGCAACAAUCUCCCAGUCCAAGAAACUACAAACUCCUGCCAACUUUCUGAUCGCCUCUCUGGCCAUCACUGAUCUGCUGGUGUCCAUCCUGGUGAUGCCCAUCUGCGUCCUGUACACCGUCAUCCACACCUGGACGCUGGGGCAGAUCGUGUGCGACAUCUGGCUCUCCUCGGACAUAACGUGCUGCACGGCGUCCAUCCUCCACCUGUGCGUAAUCGCUUUGGAUAGGUACUGGGCCAUCACGGACGCGGUGGAGUACUCCAAAAAGCGCACGCCGGGACGCGCGGCCGGCAUGGUGGCCACAGCCUGGGUCAUCGCCAUCUCCAUCUCCCUGCCGCCUCUCUUCUGGAGGCAGGUGAAGGCGGAGGAGAUGACCAGCUGCAGCGUCAACACGGAUCAUAUUUUCUACACCAUCUACUCCACCUUUGGGGCUUUCUACAUCCCCACCCUGCUGCUUAUUGUCCUCUACGGACGGAUAUACGUCGAGGCUCGGAAACGGAUCCUGAAGCAGUCCCCCAAGAAGGUGGGGAAGAGGCUCACCUCGGCGCACCUGGUCACCAACUCCCCUGGAUCCGUGGCUUCCACGUCCUCCCUGCAGUACGGGAGGCACGACACUCCGUCCAGCGACACCGGCUCCUCAACAAGCGAGAACCAGGUGAAAGUGACGGUGUCGGACGCGCUUCUGGAGAAGAAGCGCAUUUCAGCAGCCAGAGAGAGAAAAGCCACCAAGACUUUGGGGAUAAUCCUCGGCGCGUACAUCGUUUGCUGGCUGCCGUUUUUCAUUUACACACUGCUGGUGGCCACAUGCGACACGUGUUUUAACCCCGAGUUAUUUGACUUUUUCACCUGGUUGGGAUACCUGAACUCCCUCAUCAACCCGAUCAUUUACACGAUGUCCAACGAGGACUUCAAGAAAGCUUUCCAUAAACUUCUGCGCUUCAGAUGCUGCAGGUCGUGA
Molecule: messenger RNA, 1134 nt
Organism: Chelmon rostratus (copperband butterflyfish)
Lineage: Eukaryota; Metazoa; Chordata; Actinopteri; Chaetodontiformes; Chaetodontidae
Gene: htr1b
Product: 5-hydroxytryptamine (serotonin) receptor 1B
Exons: 1
Coding region: 1-1134 (377 amino acids)
Biological process (GO): regulation of behavior; bone remodeling; vasoconstriction
Cellular component (GO): plasma membrane
Molecular function (GO): G protein-coupled serotonin receptor activity
Source: RefSeq, a predicted model, not a curated record